Molecule: messenger RNA, 1817 nt
Organism: Kockovaella imperatae
Lineage: Eukaryota; Fungi; Basidiomycota; Tremellomycetes; Tremellales; Cuniculitremaceae
Product: Nin one binding Zn-ribbon like-domain-containing protein
Exons: 4
Coding region: 16-1482 (488 amino acids)
Biological process (GO): ribosomal small subunit biogenesis; maturation of SSU-rRNA
Cellular component (GO): preribosome, small subunit precursor
Molecular function (GO): RNA endonuclease activity
Source: RefSeq, a predicted model, not a curated record
CAUAACUCACGCACCAUGGUCUUGUCAUACAGCGCAGCUGCCAAGCCAGCAUCCAGUGAGACCGGAAUCUUGUCCACAAGCAAUUCUAUACAGGAUGGCACAGCCGCCGAUCAGCCCGUCGCUUCGAGCUCGAAGGCCAGGUCGAGCGCACCCGUCAAGCACUUGAUCCUCGAUGCUGGUCCUCUGUUGUCCAUGACGCCUCUGCGGCACCUUGCCGAGACGUUCCACACGACACCCAUGGUUGUGGCGGAGCUUCGGGAUCCCAAAGCUAGGGAAUACUGGGAGAGAUUAGGCUUGACUGGUAUAGACGUUAAAGUCGAAUCGCCAUCAGCCGAGGCAAUGGCAGAGGUGGUAGCAUUCGCACGCAAGACUGGUGAUUAUGCUGUCUUGUCAAAGACGGAUCUGUCGGUCGUGGCUCUGACCUGGCAAUACGAGGUGUUGGAGAAUGGUAAGGAGGGAAUAAGGAAAGAACCUGGUCAGAAGUUGGCGAGGCCGGAUGGUCCACAUGGGCUAGCGGAGAGCGAGAACAAGCAGGACGAGCCAAAUACUGGGGGAGAUGAUGGCUCAGACUCUGACGGAAGCCAACACGGCGAAGAGGAUGUCGUCGUGGCUCCGCCGGAGGAUGGCGAGGUGAAUGCGGCAUCCAAGUCGAUCGAGCAUAUACUCCUGGACGACGACAAGGCAGACGGUGCCAGCUCGGACCACUCUCAUCAAGAAGCAGAUGCACGUGUGACGCCCUCAGCCGAAUCGCCUCCACCUGAUCAAUCCCAAUCAAACGAGGCCGAAGACAGCGAGUCUGACGGCGGUGAAUGGAUCACCUCGAGCAAUCUCAGCAAGCACCGUAAUCGCGAUCUUGGGCUCCUGCCUGAUCAACCAGGAAAGGCACCGAGCGAAGUUCAGCAAAUCGCCGCAGCAUGCAUGACCGGAGACUUUGCCGUGCAGAAUGUCCUGCUCGGAAUUGGGUUAGGCCUGGUGGGAGAGGGCGGCAAACGUAUCUCGAAAGUCAAGAGCUGGAUCCUGAGAUGUCACGCGUGUUUCAAACUCUGUAAAGACCCAAGUAAACGAUUCUGCCCUUCAUGCGGUAACGCGACAUUGCUCCGAACCACCGUCACAACUUCUGCCUCGACGGGAAAACAACAUAUUCACCUGAAAAAGAAUUUCCAAUACCAUCUCAAGGGAUCAAAAUAUACCAUACCCGAUGCUAAACCCGGUCGGGCGAAGGGGCAGCAAAAAGGAGGAACAGGCCUGAUCUUGCGAGAAGACCAGAUUGAAUGGCAAAAUGCAGUGAAGAGUGCGGACAUUCAACGGCAGAAGGAAGAAAAACGUUUAGCGAAGGGUGGUCUGGACGGUUGGAAUGAUCCUGAUUGGCUCCCGCCGAUGAUUACCGUUGGUAUGUCAGGAAAAGGCAGAAGCGAUGGUCAACAUAUGCCUGCGAUCGGGCAUGGUCGGAAGAACCCGAACCACAGCAGGAGAAAGCGUUGAGAAUCGUCAUGACAUGUCACGUUUUAGCCUUGACCCGUUAUUGAUCGUGCUUGACCGCUGAUGAGGCACACGAGACGCUUACUGAAUUAUCUCAUCUCCCGCCGCGAUGCGCCCAUCGAGACGCGGUACCGCCGUCAAGAUGGGCGUCAAGGCAUGCUCAUGCAUGCAAAGGCGCACAGCGAUACCACUCUUUGCUCGGUCCGACUGGAUCACAGGCAGGGAGGCAUCAUCAAGGACUUGUCGCGCUUUGAGGUCCACUGCGCGGCGAGUAGUAUAAAUUGCAAACAGGAUCCGCCAAAAAAUGUCGAUAAUGCUCGCAUGCAACGGUUAUCAAC